UCUCCAUGUUCUCUCCCUCCCUUGUUCAGUAGGAAUAUUUUUAUUAUUAUUUAUUUUGGUCAAGACUAAAACAACUUGGUCCGCAUCCGAAUCCUUCUGCGUCUAGAUCUUUGCUUUGUGACUUAAUGAUGGAGUGUCUGUUUACUUCUUAGUCUAGCUGGAGUGUGUGUUGGCGACGGAAGUCCAAUUUAAGUUAGUCAGUGUCUUCUAGUAUUGCUUAAUUAAUGCUUCUUAACUGGCUUCGCAGAUUCCAUUCUUAAGCUAAAAAUAUGUGCGCCAAAGAAAAGAGUAAAUUCUGGGUGGGACGUUAAAAAUGGAGGGGUUUGCUUGUUUGGAUUAUCAGACCAUAAACAAAAAUUAAAAAAAAGAACCGCAUGGUGUGGUGUUAGGGGGUCUUACAGCUGCAGAUACCUUUCCUCUUCAUGUUGUUUUCCCAUGUUGGGUUUGUCUUCUAGACUGCCCUUAGCUACUGCAAACUACAAACAACCUCCGACACUCCGUUUUCUUCGCUUCUCCCUUGCUACAUUUUUCUCUACAAUGGAGAGCCUCAAGCUGACUCCUUUCACCUUGUAAUUUGGGGAUCCUGGUUCUUGUGCACGGUUGUUCAUUUUGGCUGCUUGUUGCCUGUUGAAGUAAAGAGUAAGACCCACCGUGCAGGAAAUGGCUCCAAGAUUAGAUUUCUCGAAUUGGUGGGCAAAGGAUACCAGGAAAGGAACACCGGUGGUAGUAAAGAUGGAGAACCCGAACUACUCUGUUGUAGAAAUCGACGGCCCAGAUGCUGCAUUCAGGCCUGUGGAAAAGAGCAGAGGGAAGAAUGCCAAGCAAGUGACUUGGGUUUUACUUCUCAAGGCUCAUCGUGCUGUCGGUUGUGUUGCUUGGAUUGCUACACUCUUCUGGGCAUUGCUUGGUACCAUAAAGAGGAGGUUGAUCUUCAGGCAAGAUGUUGCUCUGGCUAGUGAAAAGUUGGGGAAAGGAAAACUGCUCUUCACAGUCAUUAAAGUCUUCCUGGCGACUUCCUUGACAAUUCUCGCUUUUGAGGUUGCUGCUUAUUUCAAGGGUUGGCACUAUUUUCAGAAUCCCGGUUUGCACAUUCCGAGGACUAGUGAUAUCCAGGGCUUGCUCCACUUGGUUUAUGUUACUUGGUUGUCAUUUCGGGCCGAGUACAUUGCACCGCUAAUUCAAGCUUUGUCUAAAUUUUGUGUAGCUCUGUUCCUUAUCCAAUCUGCAGAUCGUAUGAUACUUUGCUUGGGCUGCUUUUGGAUUAAAUACAAGAAGAUUAAGCCGAGAAUUGUGGGGGAUCCGUUCAAGUCAGAUGAUGUCGAGGGAUCAGGCUAUGAGUACCCCAUGGUUCUUGUUCAAAUCCCAAUGUGUAAUGAGAGGGAGGUAUAUGAGCAGUCUAUCUCUGCCGUCUGCCAACUUGAUUGGCCAAAGGAUCGAUUAUUGAUUCAAGUUCUUGAUGAUUCUGAUGACGAAAGCAUCCAGUGUUUAAUUAAAGAGGAGGUUGCGACAUGGAACCAAAGGGGCAUUAACAUAAUUUAUCGACAUCGCUUGGUAAGAACUGGUUACAAGGCUGGGAAUCUUAAGUCUGCAAUGAGCUGCGAGUAUGUACAGGCCUAUGAGUUUGUAGCAAUAUUUGAUGCUGAUUUCCAACCUAACCCAGAUUUUCUAAAGCAAACAGUGCCACAUUUCAAGGACAAUCCUGAGUUAGGUUUAGUGCAAGCUAGAUGGGCUUUUGUGAACAAGGAUGAGAAUUUGUUGACUCGUCUCCAGCACAUUAAUUUAUGCUUCCACUUUGAAGUUGAACAGCAAGUUAAUGGUGUAUUUUUAAAUUUCUUUGGUUUUAAUGGAACUGCUGGUGUUUGGAGAAUUAAAGCUCUUGAGGAAUCUGGAGGCUGGCUUGAAAGGACAACUGUAGAGGAUAUGGACAUAGCUGUUCGCGCUCAUCUCAACGGCUGGAAAUUCAUCUUCCUUAACGAUGUAAAGGUCCUUUGUGAAGUCCCAGAGUCUUAUGAAGCAUACAGGAAGCAGCAACAUCGCUGGCAUUCAGGACCUAUGCACCUUUUCCGCUUAUGCCUUCCAGCAAUCAUAACUUCCAAGGUAAAUUGUUACACAACUUCCAAUCUUUGGCGGUUAUGGUUUAUUUAUAGUAUACUAAGUACCCUUAAUGCUGUAAUUCUGCAGAUACCAAUAUGGAAGAAAGCAAACUUAAUACUGCUAUUCUUUUUAUUGAGGAAACUUAUCCUUCCCUUCUACUCCUUCACAUUGUUUUGCAUAAUUCUUCCGCUAACCAUGUUUGUACCAGAGGCUGAGCUUCCUGUUUGGGUCAUUUGUUAUGUACCUGUGUUUAUGUCAUUCCUCAACAUCCUUCCAGCCCCAAAAUCAUUCCCUUUCAUUGCCCCUUACCUUCUAUUUGAAAACACCAUGUCUGUGACCAAAUUCAACGCAAUGGUAUCUGGAUUAUUCCAGUUGGGUAGCUCCUAUGAGUGGGUUGUCACCAAGAAGGCUGGCAGGUCAUCAGAAUCUGACUUACUGGCUGCUGUUGAGAGGGAAUCAAAGACAACGAACCAGCUGCAAAUCCAGAGAGGAGCUUCAGAAAGUGAGCUCACUGAAUUAAACCGAUUAAAGGAACAGAAAGAAGUGGCUCCUACACCUGUUAAGAGGGUCAAUAAGAUAUACAGGAAAGAGCUCACUCUGGCAUUCCUCCUACUCACAGCUUCCAUUAGGAGUCUGUUAGCGGCGCAAGGAGUACAUUUCUACUUCCUUCUCUUCCAAGGGGUGACCUUUCUCCUAGUGGGUCUGGAUUUAAUAGGAGAGCAGAUGAGCUAACACUGCAUGGAAGCUAGAGAGAAAGCUUAAGGUGCUAAAACUCAGCCAAUAUUCUUCCUAUCGACUGACAAAAGCUGGUUUUUGGCUGUGCAGUUGAACUUUUCUUUUCCUUCAGGCAAAUGGUUAAGGGUACCAUCCAGUUCAAUGACCAAAGUUUUAUUUCCUAUAUCAGCUUUGAGAUGCCCCAAUAGAAGUUUUUUAUUCAUCAAAACUCUAUUCUCCGUAGUCUCAGUUUUUAUUUACAUUUUAUAUCUUUAUUUUUUUUCACAUUGGGUAGUGGUCAUUGUAUUCUUCCUUAGGCCGUUGAACCAUUGUUGUUGCUAUAGGUAGGAUUUGUAUUUCCCAUUUCAUACAUCACUCUUGAUUCUUGCUUGAGUGUGGUUUUGGCACUAAAGAUUCAAGCCAUAUUUGUAUUUGUAAAGUUCGAAAAGCUUGAGCAAGGCAUAAGAAUGAGCUUGCUUCAUGCCUUUCUGGUUCUCAGAUUCCAUGUUCACUCUGCGAUAUGUAAAACAUCAUUCUUGUACAUUGUGUUCUAUCUAAUAUAACAAAUAAUUUCCAUCUUCUUCUGA
Molecule: messenger RNA, 3395 nt
Organism: Theobroma cacao (cacao)
Lineage: Eukaryota; Viridiplantae; Streptophyta; Magnoliopsida; Malvales; Malvaceae
Source: RefSeq, a predicted model, not a curated record